Molecule: messenger RNA, 1793 nt
Organism: Tricharina praecox
Lineage: Eukaryota; Fungi; Ascomycota; Pezizomycetes; Pezizales; Pyronemataceae
Exons: 4
Coding region: 304-1476 (390 amino acids)
Source: RefSeq, a predicted model, not a curated record
CCAGAGCUCCAGAGCUUCAAAGGUUGGUCACCCCCCGUCCACUCACAACGAAUCAUGCCCCACGCGCUGCGGGACUCGUCCAGCGCACCGCAUACAGUCGGCGGCAUGCACAGUCCAAAGUAGCUAACACUAAAUCCCGCAGGACUCAUAUCUGCCCGCCUUAAUUUCUCGCCUGCCACAAGGCUGUUGGUACCAGGCACUCAAUAAUCAACCACUACUACAUAAAGGCUUCCCGCCGCCUUCUCUACCUCCAGAAAGCUCGCCCUCCUCUCUCGCACUUCUCUUUCCAUCACCAAACACAUCAUGGCAAGGUACCACGAUCACAACACCCUCGACCUGGACGGGAGACAGUCGUAUGGACGACGAUCUCCCGGGCAGGACUAUCCGUACAUGGACUCACAACUCAACCCAAACAGCCUCUCCACCAUCGCUCCGGGCUACGGGGGCAACUAUGGGGCGAACGUUGCUCGCACAGCUGUGAGCAUCAUCCACCCCACUACUAGCCAUCACGGCCACCGCGAGCAUGAGCGCCAUCGGGAUCCGUCUCCAGUCCCAAUCCAGGAGCCCGUCAUUGAGCACGAGCACCACCAUCUGCACCACCACAUCGACCACGGUGAUAUCAGUGCCCGCCAGCUGGCUAUGGCCCGUGUAUCGGUUGCUGGAUCCGAGGCUUCGCGGCCACGGAUGGCCCGCGAGUACUCCUACGAUGACCUGGACCUCCGUGAGCGCCGUUACGCCAACGGCACUGCCGUCACUACCAUUUCGCACACCCACGAUCACACGCCAUCAACCCGCACUCGGCGUCACCGCCACCGUCACCGCCACAGGGGCGAGACCGGCUCGGUCGAGCGCACUCGUUACACCCGCUCCGAGGUCGAUCUGGGCGGUUACCCCGACAUUGCCGACGACUUGACCGUCAUCGAUGUGCCCGCCGGAACACAAAGGGUGUACGUCAACGUCGAGAAGGGUCCCGCUUCUUCUCUUCGCGAUACUCGUGAGACUCGCGAAACUCGUGAAUACUCUAAGUCGGUUUCGGGCCAGUCGGGCGUUGAUUGGCGAAAGGAGCGUGGUGUACGCCGCUCUCGUGGCCUGGGCAACGAGCUGUGGACCGAAAUCACGAAGGACCUCAUCACAAGAGAGGCGAUCGAGGACUGCGGAUACCAGUACGAGGAGACCGAUUACUUCUACUACAUCUUUGAGUACCUGGACAGGGAGCAGAUUGCCGAGCUGCGGGAGCUGACCGAGGAUAUCCGUCGUGAACGCGUCCGUGAUCUCGAGUACCAGUCCAUUGCUGGCGGCUCCCAGUACGGCCUCGACCGUCACGACCGUGUCGACCGCAUGGAAAGGAUCGAACGCAUCGAACGGAUGGAGGCUCCCCGUGUCAUCGACCAGUCCGACACGCGCACCGAAAUCAUCAUCGAGUCUGCCAGCAACUACGGCCGGGAAUCUGCCCCGCGCCGCCGCUACUACCAUUAAACGGCUUUCUCAAGACCCGGUUUGUUUGGGGAGGGGUUUUUUUUCUUCUUGUUCAGGAUGGACACUUUUUGGGGGGGGCAUAUUGUUGCGGACUCACGCUGUUAUAAUAUGAGUUUACGAUGACGAUUUACGACUAUUUUCCUUCUUUCUUUCUUUCAUGCAUUAAAGACUUUGUUUGGGAUAUCUUCUGUGUUUCUGUUCUUUCUUUCUUUCUUUCUUUUCUUUCUUUCUUUUCAGAACUCAGAUAGCUCGCUCGGUCAUAUUGUUGGUCAUGAGGUUUUUGUACACGAUGUUUUGGCGUUGGGUUUGAAGGGGAG